Messenger RNA from Penicillium crustosum, 1248 nucleotides. RefSeq names its product M20 family metallopeptidase. The record is from RefSeq and is a predicted model, not a curated record. NCBI's taxonomy places the organism in Eukaryota, Fungi, Ascomycota, Eurotiomycetes, Eurotiales, Aspergillaceae. Gene Ontology annotation, molecular function: dipeptidase activity. Bases 1 to 1248 code for a protein of 415 amino acids. The transcript is spliced from 5 exons.
AUGGGGGACCAUAUGAUUUUGCAGUCGGCUGAUGUGAUCAAGGAAAUUGUGAGCACGAUUGACGAUGCCAAAGAUGAGCUGCGGCUCUUGAGUCUUGAAAUCUUCAACAACCCGGAGCUGAUCUUUAAAGAAUACAAAGGCUGUAAGCUGUUGUCAGACUGGUUGGAGAACCGUGGAUGGACAGUCAAUCGCGGUGUAUAUGGCCUCGAGACUGCUUUUGAGGCGAAAUUUUCCGUUCUUGAAGGGGGAAGGACGGUUUGCUUCAAUGCAGAGUACGAUGCCCUCCCUGGAAUGGGCCAUGCUUGCGGUCAUAAUUUGAUUGCUACCUCCUCGUUGGCAUCGGCAAUUGCCCUUGAAACCAUCCUUAAGAAUCAUCAAAUCCCUGGUACGAUCGUCGUGAUGGGAACACCAGGCGAGGAAUCCGGCGGCGGGAAGUGGAUCAUGGCGACAAACGGUGCUUGGAAGGGUUUUGACGCGUGUGUCAUGACACAUGGCAUGCGCAAUUUUAGCACACCCUUGUGUUUGACCAAGGCUUCAUGGAAGGUACGGGUGCGCUUCCAUGGCCUGGCAGCGCAUGCUGCUACAGCUCCCUGGAAGGGGCGUAAUGCCUGUGAUGCUAUUGUACAGGCAUAUAGCGCAAUCGCAAUGCUGCGCCAGCAUCUGGAAAAGGGGCAUAGUAUUCAAGGGUGCAUUCUUGAAGCUGGAAAGGCAUCAAAUAUUGUACCCGAUUAUGCCGAAGGGUUGUUCAGCAUUAGAGCUCCCACGAUGAAGAAGCUGGAUGAGCUUAAGCCCAGAUUCGAGCCGAUAUUUAAAGCAGCUGCAGAUGCAACCGGAUGUACUGUUGAGCUUGAAUGGACUGCCCUUUAUGAGGAUGUUGUUUCUAAUAACACACUUGCUGAGCAAUAUCGUGAUUACAUGGUACAGCACCUGGGUGUAGAACCAGAGCAAAUGCCUACAUUGGAAGAAUCUCGAGUGCUUUACGACCAACCAGGAUGCUCAGACUUUGGUAGUUGUUCCUAUAUUUGUCCCGGAAUUCAAGCUAUGUUUUCGAUCAAUGCAACCGACUUCCCGCAUUCAAUUGGAUUCCGUGAAGCAUCGUCUGGUGAGUUUGCCCACCAAGAGGCACUGAGAGCUGGCCAGGCAAAUGCACUUGUGUGCCUUGACGUUCUCACAAACGAUAAGUUCGCCGAGGAAAUGAAGAAGGAAUUCAUCGAGGCCAUGAAAGAAGCUGGCCGCUGGGAGGCAUAA